This is a messenger RNA of Passer montanus (Eurasian tree sparrow), 1850 nucleotides long. RefSeq names its product E3 ubiquitin-protein ligase RING2-A-like. The record is from RefSeq and is a predicted model, not a curated record. Gene Ontology annotation, biological process: negative regulation of DNA-templated transcription. Gene Ontology annotation, cellular component: PcG protein complex; ubiquitin ligase complex. Gene Ontology annotation, molecular function: ubiquitin protein ligase activity; chromatin binding. Lineage: Eukaryota; Metazoa; Chordata; Aves; Passeriformes; Passeridae. Bases 100 to 1518 code for a protein of 472 amino acids. The transcript is spliced from 14 exons.
ACCCGGAAGCGGCGGCGGCGUCGCGCGGCUCGGGCGGGAUUUUGGGGCGAUUUCGGGGGAUUUUGGGGAAUUUUGGGGGAAUUUGGGGAUUUUGGGGCCAUGGCCGCCCCCGCCAGCGCGCAGAGCGCCAGCAAGACCUGGGAGCUGAGCCUGUACGAGCUGCACCGCACCCCGCAGGAGGCCAUCAUGGACGGCACGGAGAUCGCGGUGUCGCCGCGCUCGCUGCACUCGGAGCUGAUGUGCCCCAUCUGCCUGGACAUGCUCAAGAACACCAUGACCACCAAGGAGUGCCUGCACCGCUUCUGCUCCGACUGCAUCGUCACCGCGCUGAGGAGCGGGAACAAGGAGUGUCCCACGUGCAGGAAGAAGCUGGUUUCCAAGCGCUCUCUCCGGCCCGACCCCAAUUUCGACGCGCUCAUCUCCAAGAUUUACCCGAGCCGCGACGAGUACGAGGCGCACCAGGACCGGGUGCUGGCCAAGCUCAGCCGCCUGCACAACCAGCAGGCGCUCAGCUCCAGCAUUGAGGAGGGCCUCAAGAUGCAGGCCAUGCACAGGUCCGGGCGGAAUUCCCGAAAUUCCCGAAUUUUUACGGGGAACAAGGAGUGUCCCACGUGCAGGAAGAAGCUGGUUUCCAAGCGCUCUCUCCGGCCCGACCCCAAUUUCGACGCGCUCAUCUCCAAGAUUUACCCGAGCCGCGACGAGUACGAGGCGCACCAGGACCGGGUGCUGGCCAAGCUCAGCCGCCUGCACAACCAGCAGGCGCUCAGCUCCAGCAUUGAGGAGGGCCUCAAGAUGCAGGCCAUGCACAGGGCCCAGCGCGUCCGUAAGACGGCGGCCAAGUCGGACCCCGCGGGGUUCUGGGGGCAGGAAAUGGCAUCAGUUCCCAGGGCGCAGCGCGUGCGUAAGAUGGCGGCCGAGUCGGACCCCGCGGGGUUCCGGGGGCGGGGCGCAGCGCGUGCGGCACAGCGCGUGCGUAAGACGGCGGCCGAGUCGGACCCCACGGGGUUCUGGGGGCGGGCAGUGGGUUCAGUUGUGGCGCAGCGCGUGCGUAAGAUGGCGGCCGAGUCGGACCCCGCGGGGUUCUGGGGGCGGGCAGUGGGUUCAGUUGUGGCGCAGCGCGUGCGUAAGAUGGCGGCCGAGUCGGACCCCGCGGGGUUCUGGGGGCGGGGUGCAGCGCGUGCGGCGCAGCGCGUGCGUAAGAUGGCGGCCGAGUCGGACCCCGCGGGGUUCUGGGGGCGGCCCAGCUUCGUGAAAACCACCUCGAACGCCACGGUGGAUCACCUCUCCAAGUACCUGGCGCUGCGCAUCGCCCUGGAGGAGGCCCCGCCCCCCGGCGCCGACCCCGCCCCCUCGCUGGGUGACGUCAGCGAGAAGCAGUACACCAUCUACACCACCACCGCCGCCGGCGCCUUCACGCCCCUGAACGGGUCGCUGACGCUGGAGCUGGUGAACGAGAAGUUCUGGAAGCUGAGCAAACCCCUGGAGCUCUACUACGCCCCCACCAAGGAGCAGAAAUAGCCAAAAUCGCCCCCAAACCCGCCCGGGGACCCCCAAAUCCAACCCGGGCACCCCGAAAUUCAACCCGGGGACACCGAAAUUCAACUGGGGGACCCCAAAAUCCCCGAAAAUCCAACUUGAGGACGCCGAAAUCCCCCAAAAUUCAACUUGGGGACACUGAAAUUCAACCUGGGGACACCAAAAUGCCCCAAAUUCCAACCUGGGGACCCCGAAAUUCAACCCGAGGACCCCAAAAUCCACUCGGGGACCCCGAAAUUCAACCCAGGGACCCCAAAAUCCACUCGGGGACCCCGAAAUUCAACUUGUGGACACCGAAAUUCAACUGAGGGACA